UCGUAUCUUUUUCCGAUUCCAAUUCCGAUCCCAAUUUCUACGACGAAGAGGGUGGCGCGGGAGCUCCGCGGUCUCUGCUGCCCUCUCCUCUUCGCUCUGCUCUGCUCUGCUCACAUCCUAUCUUUUCAUCACGGAGAUUUUCUUCUCGUUUCUCGCGUCAGUUCCUCCGGACUCGAAGAUUGCUCACCGCCUUGAAAAGAUUCCGCUUUGAUGAGUUGCCGGACGAGAUCCCGCCUGCGGCGAAACCUUUAGUUCAGCCGUUCGGUCUCAGGUACUAAGUCACUGGUGCUCGAACCAAUGGGGGUUGCCAACUCAAAGAUUGAAGAAGAGAAGGCCCUUGUAUUAUGCAGAGAAAGGAAACGAUUUGUAAGACAUGCUAUAGAUGAAAGGUGUUUACUUGCCGAUUCUCAUUUUUCUUAUGUGCAGUCCCUCCGAACUACGGGAAUUGAACUUAGAAAAUUUGUAGAGCCUGAAUUCCCUGCUGAAUCUUCCAUUUAUACACCAACAGCAGCAGCAACACCUGAGCUUCUUGCUUUAACUGAAAAGUCAGUUUCCCACUUCUCUAACUCAUCUCCGUCUAUUUCACAACGUUUGGAGACGACCAAAUCAUUUUCUCCAGUUCCUUCUCCCUCCUCAUCUGGACGCAUUCAAAUAAACCAUAUGAAAUCAGGAAUAACUUCUGAUUUGGCAGUCAAGGCAAAGCUUCCUACUUCAUUAACAGUCACUCUAGAGUCUUCGAUUGAUACUCCAAAGCACAUCGUCUUGGAGCUUGAUGAAACUUCAUCCUUUGAAUACCCACCAACACCUCCUGCAGCACAACCAUGGGAUUAUUUUGGUCUUUUCCAUCCCACCGACAGCCAACUUUCCUAUAAAAGUGGGGGAGGAUUAAAUCAUGGUUUUGAUAAUGCUGAUGAAAUUAGACAUCUAAAGGAAGAGGAGGACAUACUGGAAGAAGAUGGAGACAGAGCUUCUACAAAUGAAAAAAAUGACCUAGAGUCAGAAGAUGAUUUUGAUCAACCAACCAAAGAACCCUUGGUACAAAUUUACAAAAACAGAAAUGUCAUUUUGGAACAACAAUUAAGAAGUGAGUUUCCAGUCAUACAGCCUACAAAAGACAUUGUUUCCAAAGCUAAUCAUCAGGAUGGGGACAAUGUGAAGCACACAAAUGGUAUAUCUGAGACUUAUGAAACUCCUGAAACAACCCCGACAAAAGCAGCACCUCAUGUGGCUGUCUUUCCUAUUAAUGGGAAGACCACAAAGUCUGAACCAGAAACUAAUCAUGAGACGAGAGAUUUUGUGACAUGCAUAAAAGAAAUUGAAGAGCUAUUUCUGAAAGCUUCUGAAUCUGGAACUGAAGUUCCUAGGAUGCUGGAGGCAAACAAAAUGCAGUUUCGGCCUCUAGUUCCGAAAGAAAGAGCUUACAAAUCAAAGGCAUCUGUAUUCCUCACAACCUGUUUCACUUGUUGUACAGAAGAAGCACCUCAUCGUCCAAUUGCUGCUGAAAAUGAUAUGAAGUACAUAACAUGGCCUAGGUCAAUGUCAUCACUCUCCUCAUCAUCUAGGAAAUUUGUUGGCCCUACAGUGAGCAAUGAUAUUGAUGAGCUGGGAAGCAAUAUCUUCCAUUCAUACAUGAAUUCAGGUAGCCAUGCCUCGACAUUAGAUAGGUUAUAUGCAUGGGAGAGAAAGCUUUAUGAUGAAGUCAAGGCAAGCGGUGUCAUACGAAGGGAGUAUGACAUGAAGUGUAAGCUGUUGAGACAUAAAGAGUCUGUAGAAGAUAAUCCAAUAAAAAUUGAUAAAAUCCGUUCUUCCGUUAAGGACCUUCACUCAAGAAUUCGUGUCGCUAUCCAGAGAAUCGAUUCAAUAUCAAAGAAAAUCGAGGAAAUAAGGGAUAAGGAGCUUCAACCACAGCUGGAGGAGUUAAUUGGAGGCUUAAUUAGAAUGUGGAGAAUGAUGCUCGACUAUCAUGGCCGCCAAUACGACAUUCUAUUAUUAGCUACCAACAAUGGAACCACUAAAAUUUCAGUUCGAUCGGAACCACAACACCAUGCUAUGAUUCUUGUGCAUGAAUGGAAUUCUUUGAGUUCAAAUUUCUCACAGUGGAUGGCAGCACACAAAUCAUACCUUACUGCCAUCAAUGGUUGGCUACGGCAGUGCAUCGACUACUCACUAAAACAUAGCAGGUCAGCCAGGAACAGGCGCCAACAGUUCUCUCCAACACGAUACAUACCUCCGCCAAUCUUUGUGACUUGCAAAAAUUGGUUGCUUCUGCUACCAGAUCUUCCUGUCAAAGAAGUGGUCUCUUCAAUAAAAGAUCUUGUGAACGUGAUCUCGCAUUUCUUGCCUAGCCAAGAGAGUCAUGGUACUUCAAAGUCAUCCUUCUCGUUACCACACAAGGCAGUACAAAACAGAUUCAGAGAAAAUAAUCACUCAAAUCCAUCCUCCGUCGAUUGGAAUCUAAACUAUGAUCAACUACAAUCAGCUCUCACAAUCUUCCUAGAUAGGCUGAAGACUUUUGCAGAGUUGUCAGUUACAAAGUAUGAAGAACUACAAACCUCAGUCAAGCUGGCUCGAGAUAAUUACGAAAGUAGUCAGUUUAGAUCGUGAAGUUGGUAGGAGCAAGCUGCACAAAUCCUUUGGAGAAGCGUCAUUGGUAAUUAAUUCUUUAAAUAAGUUAAUUGGUAGUCUGAUGCCUUCAAGUAUAUAGCAAGUUUAUUUUGCCUUCGACUAUUUAUUUACCUUUUUAUUCUGUUGCCUUAUAGCUUAGAAUAUUACAUUUUACCUUAGUUUGCAAAAUAAAAAUAAAAUCUCUCUCUCUUUUUUUUUUGUCAACACAUAAUAGAGAGAGCACUGUUGUGAGAGUUCAGAAAGGCAAACUGUGAUUUUACCUUAUAUUUUGCUCGACGAAUUCUCAAAUCUAAAAUAAUUUUGUUUCUCA
Molecule: messenger RNA, 2935 nt
Organism: Zingiber officinale
Lineage: Eukaryota; Viridiplantae; Streptophyta; Magnoliopsida; Zingiberales; Zingiberaceae
Product: protein ALTERED PHOSPHATE STARVATION RESPONSE 1-like
Exons: 6
Coding region: 298-2604 (768 amino acids)
Source: RefSeq, a predicted model, not a curated record